Messenger RNA from Podarcis muralis (Common wall lizard), 11125 nucleotides. It is a transcript of the gene ACSL6, whose product is annotated as acyl-CoA synthetase long chain family member 6. Gene Ontology annotation, cellular component: membrane; endoplasmic reticulum. Gene Ontology annotation, molecular function: long-chain fatty acid-CoA ligase activity. Gene Ontology annotation, biological process: long-chain fatty acid metabolic process. Lineage: Eukaryota; Metazoa; Chordata; Lepidosauria; Squamata; Lacertidae. The record is from RefSeq and is a predicted model, not a curated record.
GAGAUGUGCGGGUUGCAAAAAGGAACUUGCUGCACAUGAAUGCCAAACCCUCUGCACUGCAAUAAUUUUUUAAAAAAAUCUAAUCUCAGUUGCUAAAGAAGGAGGGGAAUAACAUAAAAACGGGGAAGAGGGCAAAGUCCUUUUAGUUUUCCCCUUGGAGGAUAAAACUUUUGAUCUCUGAAACAUUGUUAAUCCCUUCUUGGAGUUGCUGGUACAAAAAUCUUACCUCAAAAAGCGCUCUGUGUUAGUAUUUAGCACUGUGUGCCAAGGACGCACUUUGAAACAAACACUUGGGAGGAUGGGAAUCUUUCUAUUGGGUGAUAUUUAGUGCAGAAAACCCUGAAAGCCUAUUGAAGUGCUAUGAUAUGUUACACACUGGCUGCUCAGUGUUUCUCUGGAAGGAAGAGGAUGUAGUCUAUACAUGAAGAUCCUAAGAUUUGCAAGUAUGAAAAAAGUUGCCAUUUCAAUCUUUGAAAAGAUGCAAGCGCAAGAGAUUCUCAGGAACCUGCGGCUUCCAGAGUUUGAAGACUUCAGUCAGUUUUUCCGAAGUUUGCCGGCUGCUACCUUGGUUGGCAUUGGUGCCUUUGCAGCUGUUGUUGCUUACUGGUUGGCCAGCCGGCCGAAAGCAGUGAAACCACCAUGUGACCUCCUGAUGCAAUCAGAAGAAGUUGAGGGCUGGGAUGGGGCACGGAGAUCUGUAAUAGGCGACAGCUCCCAACUGCUAACCCACUACUAUGAUGAUGCAAGGACCAUGUAUGAGGUUUUUAGAAGGGGUUUUAAUAUCUCUGAAAAUGGCCCCUGCUUAGGAUUCAGGAAACCAAAACAGCCUUACCAGUGGUUGACCUAUAAAGAGGUUGCCGAAAGAGCAGAAGCAUUGGGAUCAGGUUUACUCCAAAAGGGGUGCAAACCAUCAGCAAGUCAGUUUAUUGGGGUUUUUGCACAAAACCGGCCAGAGUGGAUCAUUUCUGAGCUGGCUUGCUAUACCUAUUCCAUGGUUGUGGUUCCCCUGUAUGAUACGUUAGGCCCUGGAGCCAUUCGUUAUAUUAUCAACACAGCUGAUAUUUCUAUAGUAGUUUGUGAUAAGCCAGAAAAAGCCAGAGUCCUCUUAGAAAAUGUAGAGAAAAAACAAACUCCGGGCUUGAAAUUCAUUAUUUUGAUGGACCCUUUUGAGAAGGAUCUUAAAGAAAGAGGGCAAAAGUGUGGAGUUCAAAUACAGGCUAUGCAGGAAGUAGAGGACUGUGGUCGAGAAAGUUGGCGUGCCCCUGUACCUCCUCGACCAGAAGAUCUAUCAAUAGUCUGUUUUACUAGUGGCACUACAGGUAACCCUAAAGGUGCUAUGCUGACUCAUGGGAAUGUGGUUGCUGAUUUUUCAGGUUUUUUGAAAGUGACAGAGAGUCAGUGGUCUCCUACAUUUGAGGAUGCACACAUUUCCUAUUUGCCUUUAGCACACAUGUUUGAGAGAAUGGUACAGUCUGUAGUGUAUUGCCAUGGCGGGCGAAUUGGGUUCUUCCAAGGGGACAUUCGCCUACUGUCUGAUGAUAUGAAAGCACUGCGUCCCACCAUAUUUCCUGUUGUGCCAAGACUGCUGAACAGGAUGUAUGACAAGAUCUUCAGUCAAGCAGACACCCCACUGAAACGCUGGCUUCUGGAAUUUGCUGCAGAGCGUAAAAAGGCAGAAGUUCAAAGUGGAAUAAUCAGAAAUGACAGCCUGUGGGAUAGACUAUUCUUUAAUAAAAUACAGGCAAGCCUGGGUGGCUGUGUUAGGAUGAUUGUAACAGGAGCCGCUCCUGCUUCUCCCACUGUUCUGGGCUUCCUUCGAGCAGCCCUGGGAUGUCAGGUCUAUGAAGGCUAUGGUCAGACAGAAUGCACAGCUGGCUGUACCUUCACUACUCCAGGGGACUGGACAUCAGGUCAUGUUGGAGCACCUUUGCCCUGUAAUUUAAUCAAGCUGGUGGAUGUUGAAGAACUAAAUUACUUUUCUUCUAAAGGAGAAGGAGAGAUUUGUGUGAAAGGUCCAAAUGUUUUCAAGGGCUACCUGAAAGAUAGAGACAAAACCACAGAAGCUUUAGACAAGGACGGAUGGCUUCAUACUGGGGAUGUCGGGAAGUGGUUGCACAAUGGUACACUUAAAAUAAUUGAUCGAAAAAAGCAUAUAUUUAAACUGGCUCAGGGAGAAUACAUUGCACCAGAGAAAAUUGAGAAUAUCUACAUUCGCAGCGAGCCUGUCGCCCAGAUAUAUGUGCAUGGAGAUAGUUUACAGGCCUUCCUGGUGGGGAUUGUUGUACCUGAUGCUGAAAUCUUGCCAGCCUGGGCCAAGAAAAGAGGCUUUGAUGGAACUUUUGCAGAGCUCUGUAAAAAUGCGGAGCUCAAAAAAGCAAUAAUGGAAGAUAUGGUGCAGUUAGGGAAAGAGAGUGGACUUCAUUCGUUUGAACAGGUUAAAGCUGUUUACAUCUACCCCGAAAUGUUCUCUGUACAAAAUGGUUUGUUGACACCUACGUUAAAGGCUAGGAGACCAGAGCUGAGAGAAUUUUUCAAGAAACAGAUAGAAGAGCUUUAUUCAAGCAUCUCCAUCUGACACCAGGGGAAAGUUCUUCAGAAUAAUGGACUCUGUAGCAACAUUAGGAUAAUACUGAAACGUGAAAAGGGCGCAGUUGAAACGAAUAAGCAUCUGACCUUCCACGCGAGCCUUCUGUUGUCGGAAGACACCAUCACUGAGUAAUUCUUUUACCAUCUAGUUCUAGUUCCUCUUGUUGUAAUGGAUGCUCUUGAAGAUUGCUUAAAAACAUACUGGACAACCGUUAAAGCUACUUUCAAUCCCACUCCUUCUGAAAGCAUUUUACAGACACCUUUGUUAUUAAUACCUGCAAAAACAUAAACAAAGAUCCCUUAGCAAACAGGAAAGAAAAGCAGACUGGACCUGCCCAUUUUGUAUGACACUCCUCUAAGCUCCUGGAUGAUUCAAUAAUGUGAUAGGGUUUCCAGAUGUCUCUCUGUAUGGGUACCAUUAAGAACUCUUUAGAAGCAAGCAGUUCCCAGGUUGCACAUCAUGCACACACCUUCCUUAGCAUGGUACGGCACCUUCCUUCGUGUGGUGUAGCUUCACCCUUGGCUGCUACUGCGUGCAUAUGUGGCCAAGAACUCCUCACUGCAACUGAGCUCUUAAAAGUACCAGGGUCCCACUCAGCGAGAUAUCUGACAAAGACUAGUGGUCUACCUCAAUGUUCUUGGAUGCUCAAAGCCAGAAAUAAAUCUGUUACCCUGAUGUAGAACUUAAAACUGGAAUUGUUUAAUCGUUCUUUAAGUGGUAGCACAUGCUUUCCCUGCAAGACAUAAAUUGAAUUCACCUUGUGUGAGCCAUUCACAAAAAGAACAGAUGGGAGGAAGAGUUUGGAUUUCAUAUGUAUCGAAGUAGGAAGAGCUUUGGAUUUCAUGCCUACUUAAUACAGUGUAGUGGCACGUGCUGGGUGAAUGCUAACCUGUAAUUGCCAGAAAUGUCAGAAAUGUUACAGGCCCUGGAAUUUUUUGUAUUUCUUGUGUCUUGGAUGUCUCUGAAAUUAGCAAGGGAUCUCUGUGGCUGCUCCUUUUAAAGAACUGACUGCUUUGUGUUGUGGCAGCUACCUGACAGCAACUUGCAAAACAGAAGGAUAGUUGGUAUAAACAUGCUGCAUAAUUUUGCAGCUUCCACUCCCCACCACCCCAGUGGAUUCCAAAUAGAAUAGGGUUUUGAGUCAGAGCUUUCCCUUUGCAGCACUUUAUAGCGGUGCACUUCAGGAGAACUGAGCUGGCUUCAAAUAAUUUAAAGAGGAUGCAGAGUCUUAACAGCUGUUUGGCCACAUCAUCUGACUUUAAAGCAGCUUCUCCCAGCUUCUUCUUCCACCAGGCUUGCAUCUACUCCAAGUCCCCACCUCUUAUUCUCAUGCAUUCUGAUAGCAGGCACUUCUGAGCAAAUAGCAGUAAAGGCUUCACUCCCUUGACAAUGGCCUUGAGAGGGAUUCACUUGACUGAAUAAUAAAAAUAAAUGUAGAAAAAGAGCCUGUUCCCAUAUUUUUUUAGGCCAACACCGUAGAAAUUUGCCUAAAUAAAUAUUCCAUGUUUCAGUGGAGAAACUAACGCUUGCUCUGGAGAACCUGCACAAGCCUUCUUAUGAUGCCCAGGAAUUGCAAGUACUGUAGAUCAGGGAUGGGAAACCUGUGGGCAAGCCAAGUGGUGCUGGACACCCAAGGGCCCAUCUGCCAGCACAUCCAGUAGUCAGAGCUGAUAGGACCUGCUGAAGUUCCCUCUCUUUUAUGCAACUACUAAAGGUGCAGGGGCCAUGUCCCCUUCUGCAUCUGACUACCUUAAAUAUAGUUUUCUGCUCUGAAGUAGUCAUUUGAUUCAAGGGUUGGGAACCUGCAGCUGAGCUAAAACUCCAUUCACACCUGACAGUUGACCAUGCUGGGUGAGGCUGAUGGGACUCAGGAGUUCAACACCAUCUGGAGGGCCACAGGUUCCCUAGCCCUGGCAUAGUUAGUACUAGUACUUGCAUACAGGAGGACACAAGAAGAUCUCUGCUGGAUCAAACCUAAACCCAGUCUACUCCACCAUUCUGUUUCUACAGUGGCCUGCCAGGUGUUCAUGGGAAUCCUGCAACAUGAGGGUAGCAGCACCAUUCCUACUUGUAUUCCUGACACUGGCAGUAGAUCAUAGCUAUCAAUACUAGUAGCCAUUGAUAGCUUUACCCUCCAUGAAUUUGUUUCUCUUUUAAAGCCAUCCAAGCUGGUGGCCAUCAAUAUCUUGCGGUAGUGAAUUCCACAAUUUAACUAUGCACAAAAGUAGUAUUUCCUGAAACUUCCAACAUUCAACUUCAUUGAAGAAAAGCUUUUCUAUAUAUACUUUCUGCACAUCAUGCAUAAUUUCAUACACCUCUGUUAUGGAUGCGUGUUUGCCUUUUCCCCAAACGAGAAAGCCCUAAAUAUUGGGCUCUUUCCUUAUAAAGGAGUGUAUUGUUUUGGUUGCCCUUCCUGCACAACUAUUCCUCAGUGGUGGCAGUGGCAGGGUUAGGUGAAUGUCUGAGUUCAAAUGCCAUAGCUAUAUGAACACAGCUAUAGAACCGAAUCCAGUGCUAACAGGUUGUACGGCUUUCUUGAAACUGUCUCCCCAGACGUAGUUCAGAUUUUCUAAAGUUCUCAACACACAGCACCUUGCAUGGAGAAAGAAGCUUGUGACCAUAUUAAUACAGGAGCUGCUUCUGAUGUAAAUCAGCAUGAGUGGAAAAGCUGAAAGGUGGUGAAUAGGAUGGCAAGGUUCAAAAGAAGGCUUUCUGUAUACAAGAGGGAAUUUUAGCAUCUGCAGUCUGCAUGAAUUUCCCCAUAUAUAUCACUAUUCAAGGAGCAGCAACUUAUCUUUUUUGCACCUGGAGCUCCCUAAUGAGCCACAAUGCUCACAUAUAUUGAUAUAAGGAAAGAUCAGCUUAGAUGUUACUUUUUCCAUGAGGAAACCUGGGAGGUUUUAGGACAUCUGAACUAUCCAUGAGACAUCAAGAAGUCUUGGGCUUGUUUGAGCUGAAGUAGACCUACUAUCUCCAUAUCAUCUUACCAAUAACUAUGGUGUUAAAUGAUUUAUCCACAUGGAGCUGCUAAAUCAGUCAAGUUGAAGGGUGACCAAAGUGAACUUAAGAUUGCAAGAUUUUUUUUUAGAAAUUAGAGAGACAGUGAAUUAAUGAGCAAGUGUUUAUGCUGAGCCUGGUUAAUUAAUGUCUGUUCUGAACAAACUGUUAAGAUUUCAAAAGUGACUGCACUUUUGAAGUAGUACUUCCAGUACAAAAAGUACUUCUUUUGUAGUUUUCAAAUGCCUGUUCUGAUUUCUUGAUAGCCCAGCUACAAAGGUUUCACUUCAUGCUUAAACUUAUCUGAUUAUCCAGGUUCUAUCAGUGCAAAAGCAGAAUUAAAGCCAGUAAUUUAGGCUUCACUGUCUGGGCAUAAGUGUCACUGAACUCAAUGGGACUAACUUCUAGUAGCUAUGUAUAGACUGCACUGUUAGAUCCACACUUGAAUACUAGGCUGCAAUUUUACAGCAGAUAAUGAAGGUACACAAGUUUGUUGUGUGUGUUCUUUUCAUUUAGGUUAAGGCAUUGCUUGGGAAUGAUUUUCUAAAUGCUUACUUCCCUGAGCUAUAAACACUGGAGAAAACUGGCCCACAGAUUAAAAGCAGGUCUAUAUGAAAUUGAGGAUUUGUAGUUGGCACUGGCUCUAAAAUUCUCUCAUGGCCCCAAUUUACAAUCUACAAAGGUUACUUAGAUAUUUAUUGAACUUUUACUUGAAGCAGUACAUAGGAACAUAUUGGGCAGGAUCCAGCCAAAGCCCCUUGGGUAUGAUCCAGCCACCAUUCUCUUUGAUUUCAGUUAGACAAGCAUUUUCUUAAAUCUUAGAUAUUUUCUAGUGAAACCAAGAGUUCUUAAAAUGGUUAACACUGGUUGGCUCUAGCAUAUUUUUCUUAAAGAAAAAAAUUCAAUUGUGCAUUUCCCUUUAUUGAGGAAUUGCAAUUCCUUAAACCGCUAUAAGGAAAAUCCCAGUAAUCACAAUUGCCCACUCUAGUGGCUGAGUUGUGAAUGUUGUUCAAUAUACACAAACCCACACAAGGUUUGCAGAAAAAGGAGCCAAGCUAGAGCUUGGCCCUAUAUGCUUGCUAAACAUUGCAGGAUGCAUUACACCACAGUUAGGCAAAUAGGACAAACACUAUGGCCUAGGGACAGAUUGCUAUCUGCCUGUCGUUUGCAAUGGAUAUCUGUCUCUGGAUUCAAAGACUACUAGGGAGUAGGCAUCCUUGAACUUUAGGUGCCCUUUAUAUGAUAUGACGGUAGCAUGAGAGCCACUUACUCCUGGCUUUAUGCCACAUUCAUGCUGCAACAUUUAAGAGCCUGGCAGCACUUGAGUUAAGCAUCAUACCGGUCCUUCCCCUUUUACCUCACUUUUACCUCAUCACCCUUUUACCUCACUUAUGAAACAAGUACAUUAGAAGAACCCAUUGCUGCUGUGCUGGUUGCCCACAUGGCCAUGUGCUUUUAAAAGUUAUAAAGGCAAAAUAUAAUGCCAUGACACUAAUGAAUGAAUGUGGUUCCUACAUUGUACCCAGAAUACAAGAAGGACACCUUACCGAGUAAACAUGCAUACCCUGAGCUGUCAGUACUUAAAGAAAGACAUAUAAAAGCAUAAAUCAGAAAAUGAACUAGGUUUAAAUAAAUUGUAAGUUUUCCUAUAUCAGCAAAUGUGCAUAUGCCAGUUUAGGAUAUGCACUAUUACACCAGUAUAAUCACGGGAUUACAAUGUUACCACACCAAAGGCUAUUGCUUGUGGUGUGGGAAUAUUAUUUCCUAUCAGAGUUUUUUUGUACUAGCACUAGUACCUGAUCCUAAAAAGAUAAUGUAAUAUAUGGGAGAUAGACAAAGUGCUGCCCUACAGGUAUUGAUGGAUUAUGAGCUCCAUCAUCUCUGAUCACUGGUUGUGCUUGCUGGUACUCAAGUGGAGGUGCAUCAAUGUCUGGAGGGCAACAGAUUGGCACAAUGACACCUGCUAUGAUGUUAUGCCAGCAGGAAAGAUCAACACCCCAGCCAGUUAAAAUCAGAGUUCAUGGCCAUCAUGACAUGCUAGUCAAAACAGAGUCAGCAACCUUUGGCCAGCCAAUCCUGGAUUUUGUAUAUACUCUGAAUCGGAUUGCAAACUACAGUGAAAAAUAAUAGGUCAAUUUAUCAUCAAAAGCACUAGAAUUAAACCAAAACAAGUUCAGAAUACAUAAUAAUGGGAUUUAUCUAUUCGUUAUACACCCAUUCUAUGAGCCCAUUAAACAGUUCUGCUGCUGACACUCUUGGAUGAUACUGAUGAUAUAGAUCUUGUUUCAGUCAAACACCAAGACGGCCUUGGCUGCUGAUUUAUGCUGAGAAAAGGGAUGGGGGAUUGUGACCCAAGAUCUCUUGGUGGAUUUUGCAACCAUCUGGUAUCCAGUAUCCAACUGGACAGUUUCUCUCCAUUGGAGGUUGGAUGCACUGUACUAUACUUCAGUGGUUCCACUCCUACUUUGAUGAUCAGUUCCAGAAGGUGGUAUUUGCAUUAUGGGGCCCUGUGGUAUUUACACAAUGGGGUCCCCAUGUUUCUAUCUUGUCUUCUAUUUUCCUAAAUACAUACAUGAGCUUAGCAACACCAUUCAGGGAUUUAAGAGUGAGGUGCUGCCAACAAACUGAUGUCAUAGAGCUCCACUUCCAGACGAAGCAAUGGAGGUGCUGAAUUGGUAUGGAUCAUUCAUGGCUCCAGACAAGAAAGAGGUGAAUGGUUUGUCAGAGCACAGAAGUGUUGUUGAACCAGUUCCCUCUUAAGGAAUCAGGUUCAUAGUUUGGAAGCAAUCGUCCAACACUAUCACUGGAAGUCUAAGUGUCACCUGUGGCAUACAGUGUUCCCAGCUAAGGAUGAUGUGCUAGUUGCAACUCCUCAACAGAGGUAGCACGGCCACAUUUAUGCCCUAGUAACCUCCAUAUACUUUAUACUACUACAGUGCAUUACAAAGGCUUCUGAAGAUUUCUCAAAAAUUUCAGCAAGUUCAAAAUUCAGUUGCCUCAGUACUUACUGGGAUUGGCCUUAUGGAACAUAUCACUUUUCUUAACUGCCUCUGCUUUGGACACAAUUCAAACUGCUGGUGGCCACCUUUAAACCCUUAGAUGGCCAAUGAUCCUGGGUCCAUAAAGGGUCACCUUUUCCCAUAAAAUGUUAUUUUAUGGGAAAAUAAAAAAAAUUCUGCCCAAAUUUUAUUACCACUAGAGAUCAUUUUAAGAGAUCCUCCCUGUGUCACUUAAGUUAGGUGUGAGCAGAGAGAGGGCUUUCUUUGUUGUGGCACUUCAUAAGUCAAAUGUCCUCCCCAGACUGCUGCUACCUGUUGAAUACCGUUUUUAUUAUUUUAAUACAUGUCCAGUGUAGAUUGCUUUAAGUGACAUUUUAUUGGUUCUACUGGUUAUUAAUAUGCACUAUUAUACUUCUGUUGAUUUGAUUUUCUGAUUUUUUAAAACUGAGUUUUAUUGUAUUAGGUAUUUUCUUCCAGCUCUUUUUACCUGAUGGCUAGUAUAUAAAUAUUUUUAAUUAAAAUAAAGAAUUUUGAGGGCAAGGGAACAAAAAUGGUGAUCCUCUCCAGUUAUCACUCUGCAAGGCAAGACCAUCCAAAGAUCAGGUGCUUAGGUGGACAAAAGAAGACUUCCUCAAGCUAGUGCCCUACAGAGGUUUUGGAUUACAAUCUCCAUCAACCCCAGCCAGCAUAGUCAGUGGUCAGGGAUAAGGGGAGCUCUAGUCUAAAAUGUCUGGAGGGUCCCAGGUUGGGGAAGCUUGAGCUAGCUCACCUCAGGUUCUGGUAGGAGGGAUGGGAAUAAUGGUCAUGCCCCAUGACCCUGAGCAGAUAAGAUGAAGCAAGCUGGUUCUACAUUCCUAGAACUUAACUAAGGAAAUGCACAGUAUUUAAAGAUGAGUUGUGUUCUUAGUUAUUAGAGGGAAUCUCUGUGUUAGCUGGUUCAUACAUGCAUGUUCAUCACUUGAUGACUUGUGGUUAUUGUGUGAACUGUGUCCACCAGAAAAGCAUGGCAUUUGAUACGAGGUGAAGUAAGACAAUAUGGAGGUUUUGUUCCUGGUCAAUGACAUCUAUUUUCCACACACGUCAUCUCUUCAUUUUGGAACCUCAUCAAAGUGAUAAACUUGCAUGUGUAAAUCUGCGAUGGGCUGAACCAGGGCCUAAGUAAAUUAUACAAGAAAAUUCAGUCAUUACUGCAGGUUUAAAAUCGUAUUACAUAGUUUUGUAUUAUGAAUACCUGUUGUUAAAGUCUUCCCCAUAAAAUAUCAAAGAGCCAAAAAGCAUAUACAAGUGAAAUAAAAAGCACUAUUAGGACCUAUUUAUUUGACAAAUCACCCUGCAGUCAAAUGAGGAUUUUCAGCGUAUCCUGCAUGAAAAGAAGCUGCAAUUCCUUUACAAACAUUUUUGCAGCACAUGACUGGUAAUGACAGUAAAAUCUUGUAUCUUGUCAAUAUCUUGGAUUUGAUUAUUAUCGCAUAUAUCAAAAAAGCAGCUUCUAUCUUUUAACAGGUUUCUUUUUUUGAAUGCAACAAAUUAACUUGAACAUUAUAAACUAUUGUUUUCCAUCUGUGAAAAGCACAAACUGGUGAUCUAUAUGUAAAUAAACUAUGACAUGAAUGUAAACUUUAAAAGUAAUAAUACUAUUUUUGCAUGAAAUCUGACAAAGAGAUGUACUGGUUCUCACAGAAAACUAUGGAAAUAUUUCAUCUAGGGAUUAUUAGUACAAUAGAUGGAACACUGUUUUCUUUUGAAGUAAACAAGCUUUUGCUAAAACAGAAUUUUUCUUGCUUUGUAGAAUUUACCAAAAUGAAAGCUGGAAGCUUGGAUGCUUUAGAACUAAUGCUACCCAAGCACUAGUGAGAUUCAAUCUGCAAUCUUAUAUAUGUUUGCCUGGGAGUAAGCCCUCCUGAAAAUAAGUGCAGCAGUUUUAUGUAGAAUUAGAAAUUUGGCCUGAUAAUGGCCCAAAUGAGGUCUGCACACAAUGAAUCAGGGUUAGAUAUGUUAGGAAAAAUCCCCCCUCCCGCCACUGAACUAGAAUGCCUACUCUUUCUGCUGCUACUGGGGAGUUUUUCCUGACUACUGUUUUCCCCAUAAGAGUUUCUAUGCCACAAAAGUAUUUAUGUUAAAUCUGUCUCUUUGUCCUUAAGAGUACACUGAUUGACAGGGACAAAGGAAUGAAUGUCUUAUGAAUUUGCCCAUCAAAGUCUCUCCCCCCCCCCCCCCAGCCCUUAAUACCGCUAUGGCAGGAGGUGUUGUAAGUUAAAUGAUUGAGCUCUAUUUUCAAACCAAAAUGAGGUCAAAUUGCCAACUGCAUUGUUCAUUUCAUCUCCUUUGGCUUGAAUGUGUAGCAGAAUGGGCUGGUGUUUUAACUCCAAAAAUGCCAGAGGAAAGAGGCAUUAUAGAGGCAUAUGUAGUAGGCAUGGUGGUAGGGUGGCCAGGUAAUGGUGACUGGUGGGGUUACACACUACUACAACGCUCAUUCCACUCUAGGCAAGGCACUACAGCCAUGAACUUUGAUCUUAAAAGGACUGCACUAACUGCAAUGAAA